Messenger RNA from Huiozyma naganishii CBS 8797, 1359 nucleotides. It is a transcript of the gene PRO2, whose product is annotated as glutamate-5-semialdehyde dehydrogenase. The transcript has a single exon. The record is from RefSeq and is a predicted model, not a curated record. Gene Ontology annotation, molecular function: glutamate-5-semialdehyde dehydrogenase (NADP+) activity; NADP binding. Lineage: Eukaryota; Fungi; Ascomycota; Saccharomycetes; Saccharomycetales; Saccharomycetaceae. Bases 1 to 1359 code for a protein of 452 amino acids.
AUGUCAUCGACUGCUGAACAGAUUGCUAAAAAUGCCCGUUUUGCCGGGAAUGUUUUGAAGACGCUAAGUAACGAAGACCGUUCCACGAUCCUGUACAAGAUACACGACGCUUUAAAGGCUUCUAAGAAUGACAUCGAAAGGGCUAAUAAACUGGACUUGGCUGCUGUAGAGGAGACAGGUCUGUCCUCGUCGCUUGUGAAGAGGUUAGAUUUGUUUAAAGGUGACAAGUUCGAUACCAUGUUACAAGGUAUCAAAGACGUCGCUGAUUUACCAGACCCUGUCGGUAAAGUCAACUUUGCGAGAGAGCUGGAUGAAGGUUUGACAUUGUACCAAGUGACCUCCCCAAUCGGUGUGCUGCUAGUCAUCUUUGAAUCUCGUCCUGAAGUGAUUGCCAACAUUACCGCUUUGUGCAUAAAGAGUGGUAACGCUGGUAUCCUGAAAGGUGGUAAAGAGUCGUUGAACACUUUCAAAGAAAUGGCCAAGAUUAUUAACGGCACGCUGGCCGAUAACGAAAAGACCACUGGCGUCCCAGUGAAUGCUGUCCAGUUGAUACAAACUAGACAAGAUGUGAACGAUUUGCUAAGCCAAGACGAAUUGAUCGACUUGGUCGUUCCAAGAGGUUCCAACGCUUUGGUCAGAAACAUCAAGAACAACACCAAGAUCCCAGUCCUGGGGCACGCAGAUGGUAUUUGCUCUGUUUACAUUGACGAGAAAGCGGACUUGGUCAAGGCAAAGAGAAUCACAGUCGAUGCAAAGACGAACUAUCCAGCUGGCUGCAACGCCAUGGAGACCCUACUCAUAAACCCUAACUUCCCUUCUUGGACGGAUGUUCUGACCAAUUUGGCCGAGCACGGCGUCACUCUGCAUGUCACCCAAGAAGUCAAGGAUGCAUUAAAGGAGCAAGGCAAGUUGACAGGGGAAACUGCUGAUAAAGUAGUCGACGCUAACGAAUCCGUCGAUUUUGACAAAGAAUUCUUAUCCUUGGACUGUGCUGUCAAAUUCACCCCCACGGCGCUCGACGCUAUUCAGCAUAUCAACUUGCACUCCUCCAAGCACACGGAUUGCAUUGUCUCCGAGGAUAAGCCAAAUGCAGAGAAAUUCUUAAAAGCGGUCGAUUCUGCGGAUGUUUACUGGAACGCAUCGACAAGAUUUGCUGAUGGGUUCAGAUACGGGUUUGGUACAGAAGUCGGGAUUGCCACGUCGAAGAUCCACGCCCGUGGGCCAGUGGGUCUUGAUGGGUUGGUCAUAUACCAAUACCAAAUCAGGGGUAACGGGCAAGUUGCCGGAGAUUACCUGGGCGCUGGUGGUAACAAAGCUUUUGUGCACAAGGAGAUUGACGUGAAAACUGUUACGUUAUGA